This is a messenger RNA of Cuscuta campestris, 2390 nucleotides long. NCBI's taxonomy places the organism in Eukaryota, Viridiplantae, Streptophyta, Magnoliopsida, Solanales, Convolvulaceae. The record is from the annotation of a GenBank genome assembly.
GGAACAUUCAUUUGAGAAUCAAGACAGUUGUGACAGUCUAGAAAUGGGGCCCCACUGACUUCCAUCCACCCCAUACCCCAUCAUCAUACGGAAAAUCAAUUGAAAAAUAUGCAUAUCUUUGAAACGAAAGUGAUUAUAUGGUCAAAAGUUUGUGGAGGGCUAUUGUGUAUGUUUCUUCAGUGAGGAUGAAAAGCUGCUUUUGAUGCACUGGAAAGUUGUGGUGCUAUGGAGGGGGGACGGGAGGAGAGGAUUUUGGUGUCGGUUCGCCUACGUGCUCUGAACGACAAGGAGAUUUUGAUAAAUGAUGUUUCGGAAUUCGGAUUGGGAGGGAGUGUCAGUUCCUUUCCUCGCCGCCAUGAUUGUUUCAGAUUCCGAUUCGGCCACCCCAUCGUCCAAUUCUCGCCAAGCCGAUCAAUCGGCCUCUGGCCGUAACCCCGGGCAUACUCAAUCACCCCAGCCGUCGCCGUCGGCCGCGUCUGGCCAUAAACGGCGUCGAUUGAGGAAGCAAUUCCCUUCCUCAACCCCGGUAGAUGAGGGCUCGAGGGUUGGAUUGGACGAAAACAUCAUGGCGCUCUGCCAUUGCCAGAUUACUGACCGGGGGUUCGCCAAUGCUACUGACAUGGUCGGACCUUCCAUUGAAGUCCUGAGACUUACCAGCACCCAAACCGCCCUGGACGCUCCUUCAGGGUUCUUCACGGUCCAUCUGGCGUCUUUGAAGAAGGGGCUGCGCUUCCCACUCCACCCGCUGUUGAUCGAAUUCCUCAACGUGGUGGACCUUCUUCCGUGUCAAUUGGUCCCCAACUCUCACCGAUACAUCGCCGGGCGCCCUUCCUUCCGCCGCAUCCCAUGCCCCCCAUCUGAUGCCACCCUUUUGUCCAUCACUCGCCAACUCUGCAAUAAGGGAGUUAUGAACAUCAAAGAGGUGGUGACAGAGGAAACCCUUGCCGGGUUGGGGUUUGAGUUUGUUCAGGAUGAUCUUCGUCACCAACCCGACCUACUGAGGGACAUUCCCGGGGGGCAUCAGCCUGACCAGCUGAAGGACAUUCCUGAGGAAGGUCUUGACUGUGGUCCUUUUGUGGAAUUACAAGAUUCAGGAGAAGAGAUGGACGGCGAUCUCCUACUCAGUCGCUUCACUGCAGGGAGGAAGAGGAAGAGAGAGGCGAAGGGCCAGGGCAAACGCUCUUCAUCCCACCACGGGGAGAGUCCUUCCCGAGAGCCGGCUGUAAUUGUAGUGGAGGAUCAGGAUGAUGCUACCCUGGAAACGGGUACAAUGACGGGCCAGUCCCCUCCUCACUCUGUGAUGCCGGGUGGCGACCUCGCUGGGUCGUCCCAAGGUGUUGCCUCGGAGCAACCUCCUUCGCCUCCCGCGGUGACCUACGAGGUGGCAACCGGGGGUCGCUCGACGAGGCUUUGCAUUCCUCCUCUGCCCCAAAGCUUAGGGGACGUGCAAUUGGAGACCCUGAUCACCCUGCCCGCGGAGGACCAGGCGCGCAUCUCGGCCGGUUCUGAGGACGACCUUGAUAACAUGGUCCUCUUGAGGCUAAGCCAGGCCACGCUGGGGAUGAUUGAGGUGGUCGGUAGGAGACGGGGCCACCAAGCUGCCUUGGGCGAGGCGUUGAAGACAUCGGAGGCCAGGCAGAAGGAAUUGCAGGAGGAGGUCGCUCGACUCAAAAGGGAGCUGGAGGAGAAGGAAAAUCGCUGCGCGGCGCUCGCUGUGGAGAAAACUUCCCAGGAGAACCGCUGCGUUGCCCUUGAGGCAGACAAGGCCUCCUUGUCCUCGGAGGAAGCGGUGGAAUACUUUAAAUCUUCUCCUGAUUUCACGAUGGUCACGAUGGAGCGGAUGGACGAGCUAACAGCCGCUUGGCUCAAAACUGAUCCUGGGGCUCAAUGGAUGGUCAGGGAGGGGACCAAGUCCUUCAAUUGUGGACUCUUCCGCGCCCAACAGGUCUUCUGCGACAGACUGGCUCAGCUCCCCAAAGGAUUCUCUCUCCCCGACCUCGGCUUUUCCCCUCCUUGCCGUUCCUUGGCCGAGUUCGACCCCAGUCCUUACUUGGACGGAGGGAGCUCAAGCGCGUCUGAAGAAGAGGAAGGUGGACAGGGCGACCAGAACCCCGGGGUCAGCUUAGCCACGGCCCAACUUCUAAUCCCGGCCCGAUUACCUGACCAGGCCCAAUCUCAGGAUUGGCCAGCGUGCCGCCCAACUGACCCAAUGCCUCUUGCAGUCUCUGAUUGGACCUUCGCGCGGCUCAAAGCUGCUUUAUCGGUUCAGCUGCCUUGGGACUUGACCGUCUCUUCGGUUUCUUCACCCGGGCCUAUUUAUAAGCCCCCCUAGCCUUCAUUUUGUUCCAUCACCAAAUAUUUUUCUCUUCUCCAUCUUUGUCAUGUCUGAA